Molecule: messenger RNA, 1929 nt
Organism: Serpula lacrymans var. lacrymans S7.9
Lineage: Eukaryota; Fungi; Basidiomycota; Agaricomycetes; Boletales; Serpulaceae
Exons: 15
Coding region: 108-1829 (573 amino acids)
Biological process (GO): amino acid transmembrane transport
Cellular component (GO): membrane
Molecular function (GO): L-amino acid transmembrane transporter activity
Source: RefSeq, a predicted model, not a curated record
GAUACACGCACAAUUUACUGAAGGGGUGGUGUUGUUCAAGUUCGGCUGCGACGAAUAUCCCUUCCCCUUUAGCAAGUGACUUGUAACGACCCCACAUCCUUAUUUUUAUGCCAGAUACGUCGCAUAGAGGCUCAACUUCAGAACUGUCGUCGGCGGAUCAAUACCCUUCAGUCUCUCCCCGACAUUCACAUGAAUCCCAGGAUUCUCUACGAGGGUUAGAGCUGUCAGAAGGACCUUUGACCGCAAGGGCGGGGCGAGGGCGUUCUUUUUCAUUCUCUGGAUUCGAUUUCCAACGCGACCUCCUACCUUUAAGUACUAGUCUGAGUGAACCAGACCAUAUACACAGCGAUGGUCCAGAAAAAACCAUAACCCUAGUGCACGGAAUUGGACUUGUCGUUGGACUACAGAUUGGUUCUGGCAUUUUCUCAUCGCCGGGUGUUGUGGUAGCUAAUACGAAUAGCGUGGGGGCAAGUUUGGCUGUAUGGCUGGCUUCAGGUUUGUUAGCUUGGACUGGUGCUAGUAGUUUCGCUGAAUUAGGGUCGAGUAUACCGCUCAACGGUGGAGCACAGGCAUAUCUUGCAUAUUCGUAUGGUCCUCUUGUGUCAUACUUGUUUGCUUGGACCGCAAUAGCCGCUUUGAAGCCGGGAGGAAAUGCAGUUAUCAGUCUUAUUUUUGCAGAAUACCUAAACCGACUUUUUUGGCACGCUACUCGUGAUCAUGUGGCACCGGGUGAUAUCCCUCAAUGGUCCAUCAAACUCACUGCAGUCAUCGCAGUUCUCUUCGUUACCGCGCUAUGUUCUGGAACUCGCAAACUGGGCACACGUGCUGCCGUAGUGUUUACUACUGUCAAAAUAGUUGCAUUGAUUUCUAUUGUUAUAUUGGGCAUUAUACGCGCAGCUCGAGGACACGCUUCUACAUCUUUGACCGAACCUUUGUUUCACGACUCGAGCAAAAGUCCCUCGGCAUAUUCCCUUGCGUUAUAUUCUGGACUAUGGGCAUUUGAUGGCUGGGACCAGGCUAAUUAUGUGGGAGGCGAGGUAAAGAGUCCCGAAAAAAAUAUCCCGAGGGCUAUUCACUUCAGCAUGAUGAUUGUGACGGCGCUUUUUCUCCUGGUGAAUGUAUCUUAUUUCGUUGUUUUAGACAAGGCGACUGUCGGGUCGAGUAAUACUGUUGCGCUCGAUUUUGGCCGAGCCCUUUUCGGUCCCGUUGGGGGAACCGUUUUUGCAGUUAUGGUUGCAUUUUCAUGUUUUGGAGCACUCAAUGGGUCUCUUUUCACAUCCGCACGACUGAUCUACGUCGCUGGUAGGGAGAGGUAUCUUCCAGCGACGUUCGGACGUCUUCACAAGUCUCGUCAGACCCCCGUGAAUGCGAUUCUUUUGCAGUCCUUCCUAACGAUUGCAUUCAUCGUGAUCGGCGGUGGUUUCCGAUCACUCAUAAAUUUUUCUGUUGUAGCAUCCUGGUCGUUUUAUUUCCUCACUGUACUUGGCCUUGUUAUCUUGCGAGUGAAAGAGCCCAUGUUAGAAAGGCCUUAUAAAACAUGGAUCAUUACGCCAUUGUUGUUUUGUUCAGUUGCAAUUUUCCUGCUGUGCAUGCCAAUCUUUGCGGCACCUUUAGAGGCUAUAGCCGUACUGGGUUUUGUGCUUGCUGGCAUUCCGGUUUAUUAUAUAACGACUCGUAAUAACGAAGUGAAGCUUCCCCGUUUUCUUGGUUUCCUCGGCCCAUGCAUUGCUUGGAUGCGGGGUGAACGUGCCGUGGGAGGAGGGUGGGAAGCUGUUGCGACAGAGGGCGACGAAGUAGAGAUGUAUGAAGGUCGGACAGCACGUAGUUGAGGCAACCUGAUGACAGGUGUAUAGUCUAUCUGGCGGUGCAGCUUAUUAAUUAUUGGAACGUACAGGACCAAAUAUGAAUAACGAUUCUCUAUUUUAGUAC